ACAACCAAUUGUUGUUAUUGUUGUUUUGUGUGUAUAUAUAUGUGUGUGUGUGUGUUUUUCGUUCAUUUGUUAUUGUGGCUGUACAUCGUGUCGUUGUUGAUGUUUAUGCCGAUGUCGUAGUAGUUCGUUGUCGUUAUACAUUGCCUGGCGCAUUGCUGUUGUUGUCGUCGUCAUCAUCAUCGUGUCGUCGUGUUGUAAUUCCCAUUUGUUGUACAACUUUGUAGUUGCUCAUGUUGGAAAUUCAUGUUAGUCUACUUUUGACUGUUACGCAGAUUGUUUGCAUCGUCGUGCCGUGUCGCUCGCAUAUGCUCGCACGUUCGCUCCGCCGUCGUACGCCGUCGAACGAAAUGUCAGUUGAUGGUUAGCCAGUGCCUGCCGUUUGCUACGAUUUCAUACUACACGGGUAGUUAGUAUGCUCGCCCACUGGCCUGCCGCCGUCAAUCAGUGCUGUCAGUAGGUCUCAUCAUACACUAACUACUAGCUUGUGUUUAGCCAAUUCGCGUUCGCAAUGGCAGCUUAACGGAAUCUUCAAUUAAUUUUUGUGCUACCAAAAGGUGUAAACUGUAAAAUUUUUUAAACUAAAUUAGUUUUCGGUGUAGUACAUGUGAUUUUUAGGCGUAAAACGAAAAAUUACUCAAAAAGUAUAAACUCGACUUUGUAACGUAGAAGAAACAGCAAAUCGUGUGUGUGCCAGAAAACUAGAAAAUUGCGUCGGCAAAAGUGCGAAGAGAAAAAUUUCAAGGUGUGCAAAAAACAAAAAAAUUAGCGCCGGUAGCUUUAACUGCUUUAAUAUGGAUUUAUGUACAAAUGUGUGUAUAUAUUAUUAUUUGGAUUAAUUGGAAAGUGCACAAAAUAAAAUAAAUUUAAAUAAACCAGAAAAAAAUUGUUACUCUCACAAAAUAAGCGUAAAGCGGAGCCGGUGAUUACCCGCUUUGUUAUGCAAAUCGUGUAAGCUGUGGCAUUUAUUGCAGUUCUACUAAGGAACAAAAAAUAAGCGUGUGAAACGAAUGCAAGCAACAAAUUUCAUUAAUUAAAUAAUUGUUGCGGUUUAGCGUGUGCGCCUGCAUAGUUAAUUUAAAUAAUAUUGGUUUUUUAUUAUUUUCGCCAAAUCAUAACAUUAAAUGACAGUGCACAGUAAUGACAUCGGUGUGUGUUUAGUAAUGAACGCCGUUUCAACUCGACCGACUACAUCGCCCACAGCCGCCACCGCACAACCCAUCGCGCCGAUCCAACAACACCCCACCAACCUUAGCACCAACGCAACGCACACCGUAGCCGCUGCCAACGCGCCGCAACCCACACUCACCGCUUCGGUUGCGUCCGCUGUUGCCGCUGCUGCCGCCGCCGCCGCUGCUGCUGCAGCAGCUGCAGCUGGCGCUGUGCCACCACCAACAAAUACCAGCAUAAACAACAACAACAACAAUAGUCAUAUUAACAGCAACGUCGUGCCUUUCACAAAGGGCAAUACGUCCACAUUAGCAACGCCGCUAACUAUCACAUCCGCCGCCGCCGCUGCUGCAGCUGCUGCUGCUGCCGCCGCUCAACAUCAUCAUAACAACAGCGCCAACGGUAAUCCAAUGGCCGUAACAUCGACAGUACCGCCGGGCGCACGCUCCAUAUCGCCAUGUUCAACGGCUGCCACACCAUAUGGCAGUAGUAGUAUACCCGGUGGCGCUAGUCUCAGCGCGGGUGGACCAGGUAGUGGUGUAACGGUUUCGGUUAUAGGUCCACCGGGUAGUGGGCCGCCUGGCCUGCCGCCAGGUUUGGUUGGUGGUCCGCCGGGUGCGCCUGGUGCUGGCGGUGUACCACCACCGCCGGGUACGCCAGGCUCAAAUCGUUGCUGUGAUACUGGACGCACAAUCUAUACGGAUCCCGUUAGCGGUCAAACGCUGUGCUCAUGUCAAUAUGAUAUGCUCAGCUACCAGCGUUUGGCGGCCGCCGGCGGACUUGUCACGGGACCGGGUGGUGUGCCAAUAGGUGUCUAUCCGGAGGGCAUGUCUGCGUAUCUAUCGGGCAUAGCGACUGAGCAGCCGCCUUUUUAUGCGAAUCCGACGGGUUUGGAUCUGAAAGAGAAUUUGGUAGCUAGCGGUGCGCCAUGGCCUUAUCCAUCGGUGUAUCAUCCCUACGAUGCAGCGUUCGGCUAUCCAUUUAAUAGCUAUGGUGUCGAUUUGAAUGGAGCGCGUCGCAAGAAUGCCACCCGCGAGACCACCUCAACAUUGAAGGCCUGGUUGAAUGAACACAAAAAGAACCCUUACCCCACGAAAGGGGAGAAAAUUAUGUUGGCAAUUAUAACGAAAAUGACGUUGACGCAGGUGUCGACAUGGUUCGCGAAUGCGAGAAGAAGACUGAAAAAAGAGAAUAAAAUGACGUGGGAGCCGAGAAAUCGCGUUGACGAUGAUGAUGCAAAUAUCGAUGAUGACGAUCAUAAGAGCACCGAUGAUAAUGAUUUGCUAGAUGCCAAAGACUCUGGUCUGGGCUCGAACGAUGAUAAAGAUCGCUCGAAUCGAUUAGGUGACUUGAGCGACCGUCCCGGUGAGAGUAAUAAUAGCGAAUGGUCUGGUUCGCGUCCCGGCUCACCAAAUGGCUCACCCGACCUUUAUGAUCGUCCCAUGGGCAUGCCUGGCGGCGGUCAUCCACUCUUUCAUCCCGCCGCGUUACAUCACCACUUCCGCCCACCAGCCGGUUCGCCCCCCGACAUCGCCGCCUACCAUCACCAUCAACAACAAUUGUUGCAACAGCAUCAGCAGGCGCAACAGAAUUCUUUACAGGCAGCGAGCGGCGUCGGUGGCGUUGGCAGCGGCAGUACAAGCGCCAGUUUAGCAGCGAAACCACGCAUUUGGUCGCUAGCGGAUAUGGCUUCCAAGGAUGGCAAAGAUUCAGCGGCGAAAGAUAGUCCACCCGGUGGCAUUAGUUUGCCCGGUGCCGGUCUUGGCGAAUUACCACCCACACACCCCGCACUCUAUGGCCAUCCCGCGCAACAUGCCUCACCCGGCAAGAUAUUGUCACCCUUGGCGGCGCGCAUACCAAAUUAUUCACCCUACGUGCGACCCGAUCUGUAUCGUGGUUUCUAUGGACCCGCCGGUCUAACAGGACCCUCUCAGGAAUUUCUCGAGCAUCAGCGAAAUUUCAACGCCAGCUUAGCGGCACACAAUGGACUCAGCAUGAAUCCGUUGCUGUGGAAGGCAGCCGUCACCGGUGGCACGCCAUUCGCGCCACUGAGCCUCACCACCACCGGCAGCCAUCAUGCGCCACAACAUGUGCCACCACCAGCGGGCGCAUCACCAUCAGCCUCUAGCACAUCAUCAUCGAUUGGUUGCGAUGUUGUGCAACCACCUACUUCAAUGAGUCUAUCACACGCACAUCAUAUGGGUCCCAUCUCGGGCAAUUCCACAUCCUCAUCGAACUCCUCCAAUUCGGAUAAAUUAUCGCCGGGCAAACCAUGACAGUUUACCGUGUCAUCAAUGUCGCCGGCGGUAAAUGCUACAACAAACACAACAACAGCACCAACAAUGUUGUCCGGAGUGAAUGCAACGCUGCCGCAGUCAACGACAGCUGCUACGUCGACUUCGAUGUUACUCGUCAGCGCUGCAACGCCUGCACUCACACACACACAUACCCAUACGCAUACGCACACCCUGACACAUGUGAUACCAGCAGCAGCAGCAGCCGCAGCAGCAGCUGCUUCGUCGCCAAUGUCCGCCUUUCGUUCCUUGAUCGCCUUUCGCGAACAGCAUAUGCAACAACAAGCGCCAAAAGUGACGUUGCGACCGUAAUUCGUGUAACAGCGUAUGAUCAUUGGGUGAGAAUGGUGAGUAGCAGCAUAUGUCUGCCUAUACAUAUACACACACGUACGCAUACACUUGUGCAGUGUUUGUAGGUGGGCGCAUCGAAAUUGAGAAUUUGUACUAUCGGACAAUAAUUUACAUGUGAUUUGAUAAUUUUUAAUUGAGAGCAAGCGGUGAGUACAGCCCACUUGAAGACGUUUACACCAAAAAAGUAUUUGAUUAGCAGAGCAGAAAAAAAAACUAAAUAUGCAAGUAUAUGAAAAUAUGUAUGUAUGUUAAGUUAACAGCAUUAGACAUUUACGGCAUUUUCAUUGGUCGAACGAACUCUGUUUUGUCUUCGUUUUCGCUGCAAUAUAAAUAAUAUUUGAUGGCAGAAAAUAAACAGCAAACACAUACUUACUUAUAUAAAUAAUUAAUGAAAAAAUAACGUAAAGUAGUACACCGGAGAAAUAAACAAAAUUCAAAGAAAUAAAACUUAUGCAACAGAGCUUAUAGAGAGUAACAGUUAGUAAAAGAAAUUGUAAAAAGCACGAUACACCGAACGAAAAAAUCAUGUAAAGGGAGCACUAUAGUAGCAGUGACGAAAUAUGUUUGUACUAAAAUAAGCUAAUAGCUUUUUUGCAGUGUAAUAGAGAAAACAGAAAAAUUUAAGUAUUCGAGACACAAACUACAGAUCAGUGAGCAAUUAUGCAAUAAAAAUCCAUUUUUUGAUUUGAUUAAUUUUUGCAAGCUGACCGAACACAUAUCAAAGAGCAGUCAAGCAGUGAACAGCGCAGAAAUAAAAAAAAAA
Bactrocera oleae (olive fruit fly) is the source of this 4575-nucleotide messenger RNA. It is a transcript of the gene mirr, whose product is annotated as iroquois-class homeodomain protein mirror. Gene Ontology annotation, biological process: neuron differentiation; regulation of transcription by RNA polymerase II; cell development. Gene Ontology annotation, cellular component: nucleus. Gene Ontology annotation, molecular function: RNA polymerase II cis-regulatory region sequence-specific DNA binding; DNA-binding transcription factor activity, RNA polymerase II-specific. The record is from RefSeq and is a predicted model, not a curated record. Lineage: Eukaryota; Metazoa; Arthropoda; Insecta; Diptera; Tephritidae.